AUGCUGUUUCCGGAGGACGCAAACUUUUCCAAACCUGUAGCCGGUGGUAUCUUCGAGCGAUUAAAAGUGCCGUACACUUACAAAUCGGAAUGUUUCCAAUUCGCAAAGAAAGAUUUCUCCAAACAGUUCGCUUUCAUCUAUGCGUCCCGUUUGGAGGAGAUGUUGAAGCUGUUGGAGAAUAGUGUGCAGAAAAAGUGGGGCAGCGAAAUGCCGAUCAAACGAUUGGCCGAUCUGCGUGAGGACGGUCCCCAGAAGUGUGUUAUUAUUGGAACACUAUUUAAGCAUCAGGAACUAAAACCGAGCAUUUUGCGGGAAAUAUCGGAAGAAAAUCAACUGGCUCCUCAACCACCCCGCUCGCACUACACGAACGACAAUGAUAUACUGAUACUGGAAGAUGCUUUGCAGCGUAUCAAGCUCGUGGGCAAGAUAGAUGUACAUUCCGUUGUUACGGGAGUGGUGUGUGCCGUCAUGGGAUAUGAAGAAAGCGACGGACGAUUUUUCGUGGAGGAUCUUAUUUUCUAUGAGGGAGGCCCGCAAAAAGAACUACAACCUUUAGAAACAUCUCCAUUACUCGUUUUGAUGUCUGGAUUGAAUCAGACCGCUGCAAAUGAUUUUUCCCCUGCGCUGGAACUGCUGCAACAGUGGGUGUUUGGUAAUCUAGAAGGGCUCGUCGAAGGAGGAAACGAUUGGGAAGCGGCCAGCAUUGUGCGCAUCAUCAUCGCCGGCAAUUCGGUGAAGGCAAGCGCUAAGCUUAAAAAUCAUCUCCAAUCGAAAGUCAGCAACGAAACGGAUGCUCUUCUUGGUGCGGUAAAAUCCGUCGACUCGUUGAUACACAACCUUGCCCAAUCGGUCCCGGUCGAUCUGAUGCCGGGUGAGUUCGAUCCGGCCAAUCAUAUGCUGCCCCAACAACCGAUGCACCAUUGUCUGUUUCCACGUUCGGUGCCGUUCAGCUCCUUCAAGGGUGUAACCAAUCCGUACGCCUUUGAGCUAGCCGAUCGUUACGUGAUCGGAACGUCCGGACAGAAUGUGCUGGAUGUGAUGCGUUACUCCAAGAUCGAGAACCCUCUGGAAGCGUUACGGGCAACACUGUGCUGGAGUCACAUUGUACCGACAGCGCCGGAUACUUUGCCGUGCUACCCGUACUAUCAGCACGAUCCAUUCAUCAUCGGUGAGUGUCCGCACGUAUACUUUGCCGGGAAUGUGGGUGAAUUUGGCACGGAACUGUGGACGGGUGCUAACGGACAAAAGGUGCGGCUGGUUUGUGUGCCUUCGUUUUCGGAAAAUCAAAGUAUUGCCGUCGUAAAUCUGCGAACGAUGGAGUGCCGUAAGGUUCGCUUCAAAAUGGAUGGGUUAGAGGGUGGAGAGGAGUGA
Messenger RNA from Anopheles maculipalpis, 1371 nucleotides. RefSeq names its product DNA polymerase delta subunit 2 (gene PolD2). The coding region runs from base 1 to 1371 and encodes 456 amino acids. The record is from RefSeq and is a predicted model, not a curated record. Gene Ontology annotation, biological process: DNA strand elongation involved in DNA replication; DNA replication. The transcript is spliced from 4 exons. Gene Ontology annotation, molecular function: DNA binding. Gene Ontology annotation, cellular component: delta DNA polymerase complex. Lineage: Eukaryota; Metazoa; Arthropoda; Insecta; Diptera; Culicidae.